UCUCUCUCUCUCCCCCCCCCCCCUCCCUCCCCUCGUUUCAGUCAUGGAUCAACAAGGUCGUGAAUUGGUGUUCAUGCACUCGGGCGACUUUCUACGGCAAAACCCAGGUGUAUCGGAUCACUUAAAUGAUUAUAGUUCGGGUGAUCAUGCCAAGCCCACGAUGAAAGAAGUUGACUUCUUUUCUACUGAUAGGAAUGGUAAAUCACCAAGUGAGCAUCAAGAGAUGAAGAUUAAUAUUGGAUCAUCAAGUCUGGUUGAUUCUAGCCUAAACACUGGAUUGAAUCUGUCAACUUCAAGUUCUGGGAUUUCAAUAAUAGCGAAUGCCAAAGAACCAAAUGAUAAUGAACUGAGAGUACUCCGAGGAGAGUUAGGGAGACAGCAUGAUGAGAAUAAGAAGCUGAGAAGCUUGUUGGAUCAGAUUACCAAGAGUUACAAGGACCUGCAAGCUCAACUUCUCGUGGCAAUGCAAAAACAGACACAGGGAUGUCGGGUUGAGCAGAAAGGGGAGAUAAAUGACACACCAACUCCAGUAAUGUCAGCUCAACUCUUAAUGGACCCACGGCCAUUUUCAACAUUAGAUGCCAAUAUUGAACCUUCUGUAUCCUACGACAAGACGCAUGAAAUGCUGGUCUCUCCAACAAAUACAAUGGAAACAAAGUCUCAGAUAUCAGGGAAACGAGCUUCAAUUGGUGAUAGUAAUAUUGAUCAAACAUCCCAGAGUUUGGGCUCUCCAAAAAGUCCAAGAUUAGAAGAAGAAAAGCCUAACGAGCAAGUCCCUGAGGUCCCUUUCAGGAAGGCUAGAGUGUCCGUUCGAGCAAGAUCGGAGGCUCCUUUGAUAAGCGAUGGAUGCCAGUGGAGGAAGUAUGGUCAAAAGAUGGCCAAAGGUAACCCUUGUCCCCGUGCCUACUAUCGGUGCUCCAUGACUGUAGGAUGCCCAGUUCGCAAGCAGGUGCAAAGAUGUGCAGACGACAAGACCGUUCUCAUUACCACAUAUGAAGGAAAUCACAACCACCCUCUUCCCCCAGCUGCUACGGUUAUGGCUAAUACUACCUCAGCUGCAGCAACAAUGCUCUUAUCAGGUUCAACCUCUAGCAGAGAAGGCCUAUCCUCAAGUAGUGGCUUCUACCCUUCUUUGCCCUAUGCAUCAACAAUGGCUACCAUAUCUGCUUCUGCACCAUUUCCCACUAUAACCCUGGACUUGACACAUGGCCCAAACACUACAAUGCCAUUCCCCUGCACUUCUCCUUCUCCAGUCACAUUCCCUUUUCCUUUGCAUGGCUGCCCACAACUCCCAGGGAACCCAAUGUAUGUCGCUCCUAAGUUACCUGCAAUUCCAUCAGUGCAAUUAGGGCAGCGGCAAGGUUCAAUGGUUGAGACAGUUACUGCGGCCAUUGCUUCUGACCCAAAUUUCACUGCAGCCUUAGCAGCAGCUAUCUCCACAUGUAUGGGUACACCAAGGAGCAGAGAUGGGUCUAACAACCUUAGUACACCUAGUGUAAUACCUGGAUUGCCCGGAUCUCCAGUACAGAUUCCUCAAUCUUGCACCACUUUUUCCACCAACUAGGGCUGCUACCGUCUGGGGCUCUGGUCUUCAAUAAGGUGCCUAGUCUGUUAUUUCAUUUUUUUCGCGAAAGCUAAUUAUAAUUUAUUGUUGGCUUUUGAGAGAGUUUGAAGAAACAGCGCUGAAGAUGUUAAAAAGGAAGCUUGAAAUCAUGGGCUGUCCAAGGAUGAUGUUUUCCAGCAAUCUUGGAUGUGCAUUUAGCUUCUAGCUAUGGCUAAGGUAUCGCUGAUUCAGCUUGUUUGGAGUGUUAUUAUUACUCUUAUGUAACUACAAUUUGGGCUCAGAGAUAAAUUUUGACAUAUAUACA
Populus nigra (black poplar) is the source of this 1868-nucleotide messenger RNA. Its product is annotated as probable WRKY transcription factor 47. Gene Ontology annotation, biological process: regulation of DNA-templated transcription. Gene Ontology annotation, molecular function: sequence-specific DNA binding; DNA-binding transcription factor activity. The transcript is spliced from 6 exons. The coding region runs from base 44 to 1564 and encodes 506 amino acids. The record is from RefSeq and is a predicted model, not a curated record. NCBI's taxonomy places the organism in Eukaryota, Viridiplantae, Streptophyta, Magnoliopsida, Malpighiales, Salicaceae.